AGUUUGGAUGCCGUUCAGUGCGCGUGUCGUUCGUGUACGGUGGGAGCAGUCGAGUGGACCAGAAGGGAUACAGCAGGAAUAGCAAAUUACAGGGUCGCUUAUCCCUUGCUAAGAUCCACCUCCCAGCGGGUUGCACCAGAAGCGGUUUAGCAUCACACUGUGUGGUCGGGCCAAAAGAUUCAGCAAGUCCGGGGACUGCAAGCAACGGUCGUUGACGGUCCUGCACAUAGCGCGCUUGCACUUGCUCCGGUAAAGAGCACCGUUUCCAUACGCACGCCACGGAAAGGAGCCGCCGACGCGCCAGCGAGAAACCUCGCGAUUCAACUUCCAUCAGUCUCCGGUCGAGGUGGGCUGAGUGAAAGUUUGGCACUGUGUGAGUGAGCAUAGAACAUAAAAGCACAAGCGUAUCCCACACACGAAGACGAAGACGACGCAGCAGCAGCAGCAGCAACAUAAGCAGCAGGAAAAACCCAACCAACACCAACGUACACGUCGCGCCCCGAGAGCGAUGGUGAACUCUUCUGGCGCGGGCGGUGGGGUCAGUGGCAACGGGGACGGAAACGGGGCAGAUAUCGACAGUAGUGGUGGUGGGAUGGGUGUUGACAACGCCGGCGGCUCCGGCAGUGGACCGCAGCAUCCAUCCGCCGCACCCUCGUCGGACCUGAUGGAGGACGUCGAGUCGGACUCGUCUGGACUGAUUGCCCUCCACGUCACGCCCACGACCGGCGGCAACUUUACCGUGCUCGUCGAGGGCGACAAAACCGUGCUGCACCUGAAGAAAAUCAUCUCCAAGAACCUGAAGGUGACCAAAGAACGCUUCUCCCUGCUGCAUCGCGAGCGCGAACUGCACGAUGGCACACUGAUGGAAAACGGGCUCGUCGAUGGUUCCAAGCUUGUCCUUACACCAAACGUGGAAACUGGAUUAUUGGUGAGUAAAAGAACGCAGCGUGCAGAGAACACAGUGAUGCAAGCGCUUGAAUCACUAAACGACAAGCAGGUGAAUGAUUUUCUAAGUGGCAGGAGCCCGCUCAAUCUGAGCGUGCGACUCGGGGAGCACAUGAUGCUGAUCCAGCUGCAGCUGAGCACGCUGAACCCAUCGUCUUCGCAGACGGCGACUAUUGGGUCGGGAGGGAUGUCCUUCAGUGGUGGUGGUCGGCUGAAAGCGUCCACGUCCGCAACGAAAGCGGUCAUCGUUAAGCCGUAUCCAAAGCAUCAUCACUACUAUCGCACUCCGGAGGGGGCAUCCUCAUCAAGCGGCAAUGUCAGCAGCAGCAGUAGCAGCAGCGCGUCAAGUUACACACCAUUAUCAUCGUAUUCAUCGGGAUCGGCAAGUAGUAGCAAGGCACGCAAUCAGUCAUCACCUGAUUCGUCGCCGGUCAGCAAUAGUAAAGCAAGCAACCUUGCACGGCGAUCGGUUGCUAAAAGUCAGUCACCCUCGACCGGUUCAGAAGACGAGAUGGAACAGCCUGCCUUAAAGCGAGCGGCUAGACAGGAAUCGGCGAAGGAAACCGCUUUAAGAAGCAAUACUGUUAGCAGCAGCAGCACCAGCAUCAUCAGCAAUAAAAAUAAUGUAAAAAACAACUCGACCCUCGCCAAGAACAAUAACAAUCAGUCUACCGGAGAGAGCAACAAUAGCAAUAGAACGGAUAGCAUAAGUAGUAACAGUGCUGGAGGUAAUGUAAGUAUCAAACAAUUCCUUGGGGACCAACAACAAGUGAGUGUGAAGAUGGAGCAGACUGGUGAAGAUCAGCCGAGGGAGAAUGGCAAAGCGGAUGUGGAACGCAUGGAGACCGAUAAGAGCGAAUCAGUUGCCGGUCCCGGCACUAACAACAUGGCGGCACCGGUGGCAAUUUCCUCCCCGAUCAAGUCACUCUCGAAACUGGUCUCCGCGCGGAUGACAACUGACGACGAGACGGUGGAGAAAGAAGGUACGAAAGUAACGGCUGAACAGUUGGAAGAUAUGCCGGAGGUUGGUGGCAGUAUGAGCGCCCCAGCCAUCGAGGAUUGUUCUGAUGCAAUUUCAGCGAAUCUAACGUCCUGUCUCUGUCGCCGCUUGGACACCGACGCAGGCACUGUAGCGGGAAAGAAGGCAAAGGCAGUAAGCAGCCCAAAAGUUAUAAACGUCCCGAGCGUGGGAAAGAAAUCACGAAAGCCGGUCGCAAGGUAUAUCGGUGAAAGGGAGGAUUUUAUGGACGGGACAACAUCAUCCUUGGCCACCAAUAGAGUUGACGGUGAGGAUUGGCAGCAGAAUCCACCCCUUCUUUCGGUUUGCCUGCAGCAAGCCGAGCAAGAUACCUCCUUCGACGAAGAAGAGAAUCCAGAAGAUCCGGUCGCAAAAAAUAUUGGUGAAUGGGAGGAUUUUAUGCAGGAAAACUCUGGAGCAGCGUCAAAACCAUCACUGACUGCCAAUAGAGUUGACGGUCGGCAGCAGAAAACACCGCUUCCGGCGCAUCGCCUGCUGCAAACUGAGCAAGAUACCGCAUUCGAUGAUGAAGAGAAUCCAGAAGAGCCGAUCGCAAAGUAUAUUGGUGAAUGGGAGGAUUUUAUGGAGGGUAACUCAGGUGCAGGAUCAACGACAUCAUCGCUGUCUGCCAAAAGAGCUGGCGGUACGAGACGGGAUCCUAAUACACCGCUUUCGGUGCAUCGCCUGCUGCAAGCCGAGCAAGAUGCCUUCGCCAAUGAUGGAAAGAAAUCACGCAAACCGGUCGCAAGGUAUAUCGGUGAAAGGGAGGAUUUUAUGGAGGAAACUUCAGAAGCAGCGUCAACGGCAUCAUCGCUGGGCGAAAAAAGAGCUGACACAGAGGGUCGGCAACAGAAUACACCGCUUCUGGCGCAACGCCUGCAGCAAGACGGGCAAGAUAACUCCUUUGACAACGGUCCUCGUUUCAUAGAGCUCGUGGCUACCGGAGAACAGGCACUGCUGUCGCAACGGAUUGCCCGCGCUGGUUUGACCUACAUCGCCGAACCGCCGAAUCCACCGUUGAAAAAUCCGGCCCUCGCUGAAGCAUCCCGCAAUCUGACGCAAACGCUGCGCAAACUGUCGAAGCGCGUAUUUACCAGCAGUGCAGCCACCUCGGCUCCCUCGUCGGGAUCUUCAGCGUCGGUAGCAACCAGCCCAACGGCAAGUGUACCGUCAUCGCCAGCACAAUCAUCAGGCGGUUCGUCUUUGUCUUCGUCCGCUUCAUCUUCCUCGCUCUCGUCGCUGGCGUCUUCCUCCUCGUCGGCCCCUUCGUCGCCCGUACCGGCGCCUUCGAGCGGGCGGAACGUCAGUUCCGGUGCCGUUAUCGAAUCGAUGAAGCACCACGGUAAAGGUAUCUACUCCGGGACGUUCUCUGGCACGCUGAAUCCGGCGCUACAGGACCAGUACGGUCGCCCAAAGCGCGACAUAUCGACCAUCAUUCAUAUUCUCAACGAUCUGCUCAGUGCGGCCCCGCAGUGCACCGCUAGCGAAACGGCUGCCGGUAGAGCCGGCAACGCCAGCACCAGUUCCUCCGCCGGCGGCACAGGAAAUAACGCACCCAGUGAGAGCGAAUCGGCAAGCGACUGUGGUUCUUCGCCAUCCCUACGACACAGCUGCCAGCAACACAAGCAAAGCAAUCGACCAACUGCGGGACGGCCCGCUGACCAUGGAUCUGGUACUUCUUGGUUUGUACCAGCGCCGAAGGAGUCCAAGAAUGUUUCGGUGUUAGCUGCACCCAAAACUUCGAAGAAGGCCUGUGCUGGGUGUAAGGGACCGAGUACUGGUUCCUCCAGCGGUUACCGCUCGCUACUUCUCUCGUCAGUGGACGAUUCCGCAUCGGCAUCGACCGCCACUACCAAAGGAAAACACCAGCCGGUUUGCAGUUGCGGCAAAAUUGGGGGCUCGUCGGCUUCACUUUCGUUCGAGGUGCAGCUGCAGUGCAAGGCAUGCCUUACGAAGGCGGCGGAAGAAGAAAAUCAAAAAAUGAAACUUAAAAUCGAUAGCUUGCGGCUGAUUAUGAAGCAGAAGCGGGAACGUCGGGAGGCACGGAAGCAGCAGACCGCCCCGUACAACGGGGGUAUGGUAGCUAAGGCCGAUAUGGAGGAAGCUGUAAACGCCCAUGCUUCCGACCAGGUGCAAAACGGGAAAUUUUUCACCAACACUCGCCUAGUUGGCAAACAGCAGUCCCACGCACUGGACGUCGAAAAAGAAACAAAAUCGUCGAAGCCGAAGAUGACAAAACCACCACAGAGAGACUUAACAUCUACGGCAGCAGAACAGCGAGCACCCACCGAACAUCAGGAUGUUCUACCGAUCGACAGCUGCGCUGCAGACGGUGACGUGCCAUUCUCUCGACCGGCCGGUACGAGGGUGAGAAAUCCUUCUUCUGCUAAGGCAUUCACGCCAAUACCAGCCAAUACGACCUAUUCGGCAUCCUCAGAGGCUUCGUCAAACGACGAAGCAGCCUCUCAUAUUGAUGACGAUAUCGAUUCUUAAGGCUAGAUAAACAUUUACUAGGGCAAUAGAAAAGAUACCUCUACGGAAGUAACAAAAAACAGAAGCAAAACUGCGGACAAAGGAAGUAACGAGAUAAGAAAGCGUAAAAGGAAGUGCUUGAAAUGGAGCACAUCAUGUUUGAAAAGGACACGGGGGACAAGCAUGAACGAAUAGCGCGAGGGAAGAUUUUAUUUCUUUCCUUUUGAUAAAUGUGGAUAAAUCGUUGUUCCCGAAUGCAACAAGCGAUUUCGGGUCUUUCCGCAGAGCAUACGAAGUAAUGUAACCUUCGAACAAACAAGCGAAAAGCAAACAAUUUACGGUAACACAAAACUGUUCAUUCAACAAAAUAACUUUUGCAUGAUAGCGAUACUGCUGGUAAACUCUGGUUGUAGCGAAAUGUAGCAAUAAGAAGGUGCUGUAUACUGCGCCAAUUAGAUAGUAGGGUGGAGUAUAGGUGGUAAGAUAGAAAAGUAAACUGCAAUACCUGGGUUCCUGUUGAGGAGUGAUAGUGAUCCUCUUGUUUUUUCCCCCCGUAAUCAAGGACCACAAACCUGUUGGAGUUUUAAAGCUAUAUAACAAUCCUUAGUAUGAAAGUUUCGAAGAAGAGAUUCAGGACGGCAGUGGCACAGACGGCAGGGGGAAAAGUGUAUUGAUCUCCAAAAUUUUAAUUGGCGCGUUUAGCUAGCGCCCUACUAUGGAGAGUCUUUCAAAAAAUGGCUGGAAAAAUUGAAAUUUAAUGCAAUAACAGUUUCUACAAAGGUGAUUAUAAGGACGACCUGUAUAAGAUACCUUUCCGUGUUAAAUCCAACAUGUGCUUGGAGAAUUUGAAUUUCCAAGUUUUUUUUUCCUUUUGUGUUUCCAAGUUAAGAAUUUAAAUUGUCAUGUUCGUAGG
Molecule: messenger RNA, 5348 nt
Organism: Anopheles coustani
Lineage: Eukaryota; Metazoa; Arthropoda; Insecta; Diptera; Culicidae
Gene: stx
Product: midnolin homolog
Exons: 5
Coding region: 509-4456 (1315 amino acids)
Cellular component (GO): nucleus
Molecular function (GO): protein binding
Source: RefSeq, a predicted model, not a curated record